CAAUAAAUAGACAACUUAUUUACUAGCAACUUUCUUCGGUGGCACUUUUCGAUGUGCUUGUAGACGAAAUAAGGGUUUUUUCUGCUUGUAAAAGUAGCAUCAUACGACUGUGCAGUGUUUAAUUGCAUUGGGAAGAGUGAAACGUGCUAGCCGGAACAAAUUUGCACGUACAGCAGGAUGGGCAUGAACGUGAGUCGCCAGGUGGACCUAACAGAGAACGAGUAUCUGCAGCGGUUCGUCGGCAAAACGCACGUUCCAGCAUACGAUGACGAUUUUUGGAACAACUUUCUUCAAUAUCACAUCAAUCUACCUACAAACAGCCAGGAGCAGUUAAGCCUCGAUUCACGGCUGGAAUCGCUUUGUCAAAGCUUUAUCAGCCACAAUCUACACACCGGCAACUUUGGUUCGUUGAUAAAUGUGUUUCUGCUAAAGGUGUCUGAGCUGCUUACACUUUCCGAUACUGAAAGUAACGUUCACAUAUGGCACGCCUUUAACGCGCUGUUCAUCAUUCGAUGCUUGGUCAAGUACAUGAUCGAAACGGGAUCGGAGUAUCAGCUAUUGCAGCACUUUGAAGCAUUGCCGGUCCAAGCGGCAGACAUUGAUUCAACAUCGAACGAAACAGAUUCCGCUGGCACGAGUACGGCCAUUCCGAUAGAUGUUAGUGCAGUAGAGGAAACGAAAGCAGCCGUUGCAAAGCUGGUCGAUGGCACGAAAUUUGAAACGUUUCUUGAGGCACUGGUUAACAUCAUUGUCGUGAUACCGGUGAAAGAAUUCACAUAUCACCUUCAUCUGGAGGCGGUAAACUGCAUGAUUAUUUUGCUCUCGGUGAGCCUAUUUUCGCAGCAAACGAUGGAGAAAUCAACCAUCUACCGAACGAUCUACCGUUGCCAGCAUGGAAACACUCUUAUGAGUGCGCUGUUGCAUUUUCUUAGCCGCAUGAGCCAAGCGCCCCAGACAAUGUUUGGUUUUGGUACGGGCGGUUCGUUUGUGUUCGGUAUCGCCGAAUCGCUUUGGUCAAUAUUAACUUUCGCCCGCAAACAACCGGACAUACUGACUGCACACGAUCUUCCGACGGCUUUCCGGGAGCAUUACCCGCUGGCAAAUCAAAGCUUGUUGCUGAUUCUAAUCCUUACCAACCAUCACGCAACAAAGGAUAAUCCGUAUCGGAUUAGUUUGUUUGGAUGUUCCGAUUCGCAAGAUUCUCCCAAAGAGGAUCCGGCUACAUUCAAGAUAGACUUUUCCUCCCUGUACAACACCCUGUGCCGAAUAGUGACUAUCGAUCAGGCAACCUUGCUGCUCUAUCUGCUGCUCUACCGAAACCAAAGAUUCCAAAAGUAUGUGAUGGCACAACAGAACCUUCAGCAGCUUGUAAUUCCUAUCCUGCAAACCCUUUACAACGCACCCGAUAGUACUUCACAUCACAUUUACAUGUCUCUAAUAGUUUUGCUAAUUCUUAGCGAAGAUGACAACUUUAACAAGAGCGUACAUCAGAUUAUGUUAAAAAACAUUACCUGGUACACGGAGCGUUCAAUUAGCGAGAUCUCUCUCGGUGGUUUACUGAUACUGGUCGUCAUCAGAACGAUUCAGUAUAACAUGUUAAAGAUGAGGGAUAAAUACUUGCACACAAACUGUCUCGCAGCGUUGGCCAAUAUGUCCGGCCAGUUUCAAUCGCUCCAUCCGUACGUAGCUCAGCGAUUGGUGAGCCUGUUCGAAACCUUAGCAAAGAAGCAUGCACGACUAGACCAGCAGCUGAAACAGCCGAAUGAUCCAAACGGUGAGCCGGAUGUGUCCAUACCAAUCGGUGGAGGAUUAACGUCCGAAGACAUGCUGCAGGACUUGUCCGUGUUAGAGGAGGUGCUGCGUAUGGUGCUGGAAAUUCUAAAUUCCUGUUUGUCGCAUCAAUUAGUGUACUGUCCUAAUCUGGUUUACACUUUGCUGUACAAACGCAACGUCUUCGAGGCCUUCCGAAGUCAUUCGGCAUUUCAGGAUAUCAUACAGAAUAUAGACAUGGUGGUGGGAUUCUUUUCCUCCCGACUGCAACGAGUCCAAGAGCAGCGCGGAGAGCUUGGAGUUACUGAAGUGCUGGAAGUGAUUUCGAAAGGUGCUAGCCAAUGGUCAAGUGAUCGUUUGCGGAAAUUUCCCGACCUUAAAUUCAAAUACGUCGAGGAGGAUGCACCGGAAGAAUUCUUCAUCCCUUACGUGUGGACGCUCGUAUGCAAGGCUGGCUGUGUACAUUUUAGUUCCGAAACGAUAAAGGGCGUUAGUGCUGAGAUCGUUUGUUAACAUUACCGUUUGUUGUUCCCAACCCUGUCAAUCGUUUUCCGGUAGUUGCAACAGCAAACACGAUCGCUUCUUCCUUCGUGGCUUAACCUCUUCGCGGCACAAAAUUAUUAGCAGUUUAACAAGGGACAAUAUGAGAGCGGGGGAGCAUUAUAUGUUGCUAUAAUAGUUUUUAUUUACUUAAUUUAUGGAACGCUUUACUGAACAUUUUUAUUGUAUGUUAAAUCAGUUUCAGUUGGUAGUAUACUGUGAAACUAUAUCUGUUUUGUAAUAUUUUUCGAAGAAUGCAUUCCGAUUGAAUGAUGCUAUAUUUUUCUAUGUUGUAGUUUUUGUUUUGAAAAAUUCGUAUUUACUUACGCUUUUCGCUUUUAGUUUUCACAAACGGUUUUUGGUUUCGCAAGCAAUCAGUUUGAUAGUAGCAAGCUUCAUUUAUCAAUUAUAAAUUUGCAGAAUGAUAUUGGUGGAAGACUUAAAAGCGAUUAGCUACGAAAAACAGGCAAUAAUAACAGUAAGUGAGUGUAUUGAAACAAAAAAAUACACAGACACACACAUAUAGCCACACAAAUGGUUCUAAAAUAUGUAGCGCAUUCAACGCCGGCUCUAUAUCUAAAGAAGGAUGUGAAUAAUGAUACAUACUGUGCGUGAUACGGGGAGGCCGUUGACCAUUUGAUUUCGGUUGCGGACGGGAACGAAUACCAUUAGGGAAGUUAUACAAUGGCAAACAAUUGCUCUAGUGUAGAUUAUUGAUUUUAUUCCAUUCGUACGAACCGUAUGAAUGAAGGAUGAAUUAGGUCGUAUUAGCAGGAUGAAACAAUAUACUAAAAAGGCAUAAAAAAGAGGGAAAGCUAGCAAAAAAACACAUUCAAACAGCAGCUUGAUUGUUUGGGAAGUGUUUCUAUUGGAAUGAACAAUGCGGAAUCAUGCGGUAUGCGAGGUCCCCGUACCUAAGAAAAACGCUAAAAAACGGUUUGACGAUGAUGAUGCAACAUGAAAGUUAAACGUUAUAAAUUUACAAACCACAAAUGAUAAACUAUUAACCACAAAAUGCGCAAAGCGAAUAAGCUUUGCGGUACCUACUA
Molecule: messenger RNA, 3359 nt
Organism: Anopheles funestus (African malaria mosquito)
Lineage: Eukaryota; Metazoa; Arthropoda; Insecta; Diptera; Culicidae
Product: dymeclin
Exons: 10
Coding region: 178-2283 (701 amino acids)
Biological process (GO): Golgi organization
Cellular component (GO): Golgi apparatus
Source: RefSeq, a predicted model, not a curated record